AUGAUAAUACAUCGCAGAAUUCCAGUAAUUGACGCAGAUUCGUUAGCAAAAAAAGUAGUAGAACCUGGAAAACCUGCAUAUAACUUGAUAAUAAAACAUUUUUCCCGCGAUGUAUUAAAUGAAGAUGGUACGCUUGAUAGAGAAAAAUUAGGCAAUAUCAUAUUUGCUAAUGAAAAUCAAAGAAAACUUUUAAAUAAAUGUACUCAUCCUUUUAUUAGAAGAGAAGCUUUUAAAAUAUUAGUUUGGUACUGGAUUACUGGUGAAAAAAUGGUUAUAUUGGAUGUACCUUUAUUGAUCGAAAGUGGUUUACAAAAAUGGGUGAGUUCUGUUAUCGUGAUAUAUGUUUCUGAACGAUUACAAGUGUCUCGUUUGGUUAAACGAGAUAAUCUUCUUGAACAUGUUGCUAUACAACGUAUAUCUGCUCAAAUGCCACUCGGAGAAAAAGUUAAAUUUGCCGAUUAUGUGAUUGAUAAUUCUGGUGAUUUAUCAGAAACUGAAAAGCAACUUAAUAUAGUCUUAGCAAAAUUAUAUCCAUCUGUAUGGUCGUGGUUAGUUACUUGGAUUGGUCCUCCUGCUUUAGUCACUUUAGGAAUAGCAGUUGCGUUAAAAAUAAAAAUUUUAUGA
Funneliformis caledonium is the source of this 624-nucleotide messenger RNA. The record is from the annotation of a GenBank genome assembly. Lineage: Eukaryota; Fungi; Glomeromycota; Glomeromycetes; Glomerales; Glomeraceae.